CUUGAAAAUCGGGGUAAAAUCCUCACGAACUGCCGCUUGAUUAUUUUACGUGUAAGCUCUGACUAUUAAACACCAGGAUGACGGAAAUACAGCCCCGAGAGAUAAAGAUUCUGGAAACGGCCGAGGACAUUCAACAACGACGUGAUGAGGUCCUCGGACGUUAUGGUGGCUUCAAGGCAGCGUGCAGAGAACGUCGCGAGCGCCUUGAGGACUCACGCAGGUAUCAGUACUUCAAGCGCGAUGCUGACGAACUGGAGAGCUGGAUUCUGGAGAAGCUACAGACAGCCUCUGAUGAAAGCUUCCGAGAUCCUACAAACCUACAAGCUAAGAUCCAGAAGCAUCAGGCAUUUGAGGCAGAAGUGGCGGCUCACGCCAACGCUAUAGAGAGUCUGGACAAUACAGGACAAGAGAUGAUCUCGCAAGGUCACUUUGCUUCAGAAACCAUCAAGGCCCGUUUAGAAGAGCUGCAUCGCCUGUGGGAGCUGCUGUUGUCAAAACUGAGGGAGAAAGGCCUCAAACUGCAGCAGGCUCUCAAGCUGGUCCAGUUCACACGCGAAUGUGACGAGGUCAUGUUCUGGAUCAAUGACAAGGAAGCCUUUGUCACUUCUGAAGAGUUCGGACAGGAUUUGGAGCACGUGGAAGUCCUGCAAAAGAAAUUUGAUGAGUUCCAAAAGGAUCUGGCCAACCAUGAAGAUAAAGUAGCUGAGGUGAACACACUGGCUGAACAGCUGAUUGAUGAGGAACACCCUGAAGAACAAACCAUCAAACAACGACAACAGGAGGUGAAUGAGGCAUGGCAGAGACUGAAACAAUUGUCCCUCCUCCGACAGGAGAGGCUUUUCGGAGCUCAUGAGAUUCAGCGCUUUAACAGAGAUGCUGAUGAGACAAUUUCGUGGAUCAGUGAGAAAGACGUCAUCUUGUCAUCAGAUGACUAUGGCCGCGACUUAGCAAGUGUUCAGGCACUGCAGAGAAAGCAUGAGGGUGUGGAGAGAGAUCUGGCUGCCCUAGAGGAAAAGGUGGUUGCUCUGGAGUCUGAGGCUAACAGGUUGAUGGAGAUUCACCGUGACCAGGCCCACACGAUCGACAACAAGGCUCGCGAGAUCGCAGAGGACUGGGAGAAACUGAAGAGCAAGGGUGAUGAGCGCAAGGCCCGUUUGGACGAUUCAUACUACCUGCAUCGCUUCCUGGCUGACUUCCGUGAUUUGGUGUCCUGGAUUCAUGACAUGAAGGCUAUCAUCUCCGCCGACGACCUGGCCAAGGACGUAGCUGGAGCUGAGGCGCUGCUGGAAAGACACCAAGAGCAUAAGGGAGAGAUUGAUGCGCGUGAGGACAGCUUCAAAACCACAGACGAGUCUGGCCAGAAGCUCGUGGAGUCAAACCACUACGCCAAAGAGGAGGUCAGAGAGAAGCUGGAUGUUCUUACCAAUGAGAAGGCAAGACUGCUGGAUUUGUGGGAGGAGCGUCGUAUCAUGUAUGAACAGUGUAUGGACCUUCAGCUGUUCUACAGAGACACAGAGCAGGCUGAUGCCUGGAUGACCAAGCAGGAGGCUUUCCUGGCCAAUGAGGAUCUGGGUGACUCGCUGGACAGUGUAGAGGCUCUCAUCAAGAAACAUGAUGACUUUGAGAAAUCUCUAGCUGCUCAGGAAGAAAAAAUCAAGGCCUUGGAUGACCUGGCCACAAAGCUGAUAGAGAAUGAGCACUACGCCCACGAUGAUGUGGCCGCCAGACGUCAUGCGCUUCUCCAAAGACGUAAUGCACUGUACGAGCGAUCAUCUCGGCGGCGCCACCUGUUGGAAGAGUCCUACAAAUUCCAGAUGUUUGAGAGAGACUGCGAUGAAACCAAAGGCUGGAUCCUUGAGAAGUUGAAAACUGCCUCUGAUGAGAACUACUUGGAUCCCACCAAUCUUCAGACCAAGAACCAGAAACACCAGAAUUUUGAGGCGGAGCUUGAAGCCAACAAGAGCCGUAUUGAAUCCACACAGUCGACAGGAGAGGAGCUGAUAGAAGCUGGUCACUAUGCCUCGGACACUAUCAGGGCACGAGUGGAUGAAAUCACUGAACUGUGGUCCCAGCUCCGAGAGAAGACUGGACUUAAAGGUGGCAAACUGAAAGAAGCCAGUCAACAACAGAUGUUUAAUCGUAAUGUAGAGGACAUUGAAGUCUGGUUGUCGGAGAUCGAGGGACAACUCAUGUCAGAGGAUUUCGGAAAGAUGCUUCUGAAAGCUACCAGAGGUUUACAGGAUCUCACCAGUGUACAGAACCUACAAAAGAAGCAUGCUCUCCUGGAGGCUGAUGUCGCAGCUCAUCAGGACCGUAUUGAUGGCAUUGCUAUCCAGGCCGACCAGUUUGUACAGUCAGGUCAUUUUGAUGCUGAUAACAUCAAGAAAAAGCAGACCUCACUGAUGGAGAGGUACCUGGGACUUCAGGAGCCUAUGACAACCCGUCGUCAGAAGCUAGAGGAUGCCCUCAAACUGCAGCAGUUCCUCCGUGAUGUGGAAGAUGAGGAAGAUUGGAUCAGAGAGAAGGAGCCCAUCGCCUCCUCGACCAACAGAGGCCGUGAUCUGAUUGGUGUACAGAACCUGAUGAAGAAGCACCAGGCAUUGACGGCGGAGCUGGCCGGUCACGAGAGUCGCAUCAACAACGUGUGUCAGCAGGGUCAGGGCAUGAUCCAGGAAGGCCAUUUUGCCACCACUGAGAUCCAGGAGCAGAUCCUACAGCUAGAGGAGAAGUGGCGGAGCCUUAAGGACAAAGCCUUCCAGAGGAAGCAGGACUUGGAGGACUCUCUUCAGGCCCAGCAGUAUUUUGCUGAUGCUAACGAGGCGGAGUCCUGGAUGAAGGAGAAAGAACCAUUGGCUGCCAACACUGACUAUGGCAAAGAUGAGGAUUCGGCUGAGGCUCUGCUGAAGAAACAUGAAGCUUUCAUGGCUGACCUUGAGGCAUACAGGACUAACAUUGAGGGGUUGAGAGAACAAGCCUUGUCCUGCAAGCAACAAGAGGCACCAGUUGUGGAUGACCUUGGAACAGAGAAGGUCAUGGCUCUGUACGACUACACGGAGAAAUCUCCGCGUGAAGUGUCCAUGAAGAAGGGAGACGUCCUGACACUUUUGAACAGUGCCAAUAAGGAUUGGUGGAAGGUUGAAGUGAAUGACCGUCAGGGCUUUGUCCCCGCCGCCUACGUGAAGAAGCUAGACCCUAGCCUGUCUACCAGCAGGAACAACCUGAUGGAUGAGUUUACCAUCUCUGUCAGACAGAACCAGAUUGAGACUCAGUAUGCCAAUUUGCUGGAUCUGGGUAACCAGCGUCGUGAGAAGCUACAGGAGUCGUGUAAAGCGUACCAGCUGGUGCGAGAAGCCGCAGAGCUGGCUGCCUGGAUCACGGAGAAGGAGAGCGUCGUCGUGGCCGAGGAGGUCGGGGAAGAUCUGGAACAGGUCGAGGAGAUGCAGAAGAAGUUUGAUGACUUCCAGAAGGAUCUGAAGUCUAACGAGGCUCGUCUACAGGAACUGAAUGAGAUCGCAGACCGCCUGACUGCCAUGGGACAGACUGAGGCUGCUGAGAAGAUCAGGGAACAGAUCGCGCAACUGAACCAGAGAUGGGCCACCCUGCAGCAGGUCACACAGGAGAGAGCCAACACCUUGGGCAGCGCCCACGAGGUCCAGAGAUACCAUAGGGAUGUAGAUGAAACCAAGGACUGGAUCAAUGAGAAGGAUACAGCUCUGAACAACGACAACUAUGGGCACGACUUGGCCAGCGUUCAGGCACUCCGACGCAAACAUGAAGGUGUUGAACGGGAUUUGGCUGCUCUGGGAGAAAAGGUACGUGACCUUGAUGAGUCUGCUAAUCGUCUGAUGAUGACCCACCCUGACCAGGGAGAGAACAUCUACCAGCAUCAGAAAGAGAUCAACGAGAUGUGGAACGGCCUCACUACUAAGGCUGAUGCCAGGAAAACCAAGCUGCUAGAUUCGUACGAUCUCCAGCGCUUCCUGAGUGAUUACAGAGACCUAAUGUCAUGGAUCAACAGCAUGAUGGCUCUCGUGUCCUCAGACGAACUCGCCAAGGACGUUACCGGAGCAGAAGCCCUUCUGGAAAGACACCAAAUGUUCAGCACAGAGAUAGUCAGCCAUUACGGCAUCUCCCAUAUCCCUGAGGAAGAUGAAGAGGAACAUCGCACGGAAAUCGAUGCCCGUGCUGGGACUUUCCAAGCUUUCGAAAUGUUUGGGGCUCAACUGCUGGACAAUGGUCACUACGCCAGUGAGGAUGUCCAGUCUAGUCUGGAGGAGUUGGCUCGUGCAAGAGAGGAACUAGAGAGGGCGUGGAUUGAUCGACGCAUGAAGCUGGACCAAUGUCUGGAGUUACAGCUGUUCUACCGUGACUGCGAGCAGGCCGAGUCGUGGAUGGCCUCCCGCGAAGCCUUCCUGGCCGGGGACAGUGUGGACGGUGACAACGUGGAGACCCUCAUCAAGAAACACGAGGAUUUUGACAGAGCCAUCAACUCGCAGCAAGAGAAGAUCCAAGCUCUGCAGACUUUCGCUGAUCAGCUGAUCCAGGGAGACCACUACGAUGGUCCGGCCAUUGCUGAGAAGAGAGACCAGGUGCUUGACAGGUGGUCCCAGCUGAAGGAGGCUCUGAUUGACAACCGGUCCAAGCUGGGUGAGGCGCAGACGCUGCAGGCGUUUUCCCGCGACGCUGAUGACAUGGAGACGUGGCUUAUGGAGAAGAUACAAAUCGCCCAGGAUGAGAGCUACAGGGAUCAGGCCAACAUCACGAGCAAGCACCAGAAGCACCAAGCAUUUGAGGCAGAACUCGCAGCCAAUGCUGACAGACUGCAACAUCUCCUCUCUACAGGCAACAACCUGAUAGAGAAGAGUCAGUGUGGUGGAUCAGAGGAUGCCGUCCAGGCGAGGCUAGCCAAUCUGGCUGAGCAGUGGGAAACUCUGGUGGCCAAGUCCGCAGAGAAGAGUGAGAAGCUGAAAGAGGCCAAUCGGCAGCAGACCUACAAUGCCGGGGUGAAGGACAUUGAGUUCUGGCUGGGCGAGGUUGAACAGAUGCUGGCGUCCGAGGAUUAUGGGAAGGACUUGGCAACUGUCCAGAACAUACUGAAGAAACACCAGCUGCUGGAGGCUGAUAUUGCUGCUCAUGAGGAUCGUAUCAAGGAUCUGGACAUCCAGGCCGAUCAGUUCAUAGAGGCUGGCGUCUUUGACAGCGAGAGUAUCCGCGAGAAGAAGCGCACCAUCAACGAGAGAUACGAGAAGGUGAAGGUCCUAGCUGCUCACCGCAGAGGACGGCUGAACGAGGCUAACACCAUGCACCAGUUCUUCAGGGAUAUCGAUGAUGAAGAGGCCUGGAUCAAGGAGAAGAAGCUGUUGGUGAGCUCUGAUGACUACGGCAAAGAUCUGACAGGAGUGCAGAAUCUAAAGAAGAAGCACAAACGUCUGGAGGCAGAGCUAACCAGCCAUGAACCAACCAUUCAGUCUGUCCAUGACAUGGGCCAGCAGCUGAUCAACCAAUCAGAUAUUGGCAAUGAUGACAUCAAGAACAGGCUGGACCAGUUGGAUCAGAGCUGGGAGGAGCUGAAACGAUUGGCUGCCCAGAGGGGCCAGAGAUUGGACGAGUCGCUGUCUUACCAACAGUUCACGGCCAACAUUGACGAGGAAGAGGCAUGGAUUUCAGAGAAACAACAUCUGUUGUCUGGUGACGACUUCGGGGAUACCAUGGCUGCCGUGCAGGGCUUAUUGAAGAAACACGAAGCUUUCGAGACAGACUUCCGUGUGCACAAAGAUCGCUCUAACGAGAUCCAGAAGGAAGGAGAGAAGCUGAUUGAAGAGGGUAACUUUAACGCUGACAAUAUCCGCGAGCGCUGUAAUAGCCUCAGGAGUAAGAUGGGAGAGCUGGAGGCAGCCGCGGACCGUCGUAAAGCUGCCCUGGUGGAUAACUCCGCCUUCCUUCAGUUCAUGUGGAAGACAGAUGUAGUGGAGAGCUGGAUCGCUGACAAGGAGACCCAGGUGAGGUCAGAUGACUACGGUAGAGACCUGUCCUCAGUCCAGACACUUCUCACCAAACAGGAGACCUUUGAUGCGGGUCUUCAGGCUUUUGAGAAGGAGGGUAUUCAGACCAUCACAGCCCUGAAAGACCAGCUUGUGGCCGCUAAGCAUGCCCAAACCCCGGCCAUCGAGAAGCGUUACCAGGAUGUAGUCGCCAGAUGGCAACGACUGUUAGGCGACUCGGAGGCACGCAAACAGCGCCUGCUCAAGUUACAAGAGCAGUACCGUCAAAUCGAGGACCUGUAUCUCACCUUCGCCAAGAAAGCGUCUGCAUUCAACAGCUGGUUUGAGAAUGCUGAGGAAGAUCUGACAGACCCGGUCAGGUGCAACUCUGUGGAAGAAAUCAAGGCUCUGCGGGAGGCACAUGACCAGUUCAAGGCCUCGCUUAGCGCAGCACAGGCCGACUUUAACCAGCUUGCUGCCCUGGAUAAGCAGAUCAAGAGCUUUAAUGUGGGUCCGAACCCUUACACCUGGUUCACCAUGGAGGCCCUGGAGGAAACGUGGAGGAACCUACAGAAGAUCAUCAAGGAACGUGAUGGUGAUCUGGCCAGAGAACAGCAGAGACAGGAAGAGAAUGACCAGCUGAGGAAACAGUUCGCUCAGGCCGCCAAUGCUUUCCACUCCUGGCUAACCGAGACACGGCUGUGGAUGUUGGACGGCGCUGCCAUGAUGGAAGGCUCAGGAACUCUUGAAGAACAACUGGAAGCUACCAAGCGUAAGGCUGUGGAGGUACGAGCUCAGAAGGGUCAGCUGAAGAAAAUUGAGGAUUUGGGAGCGGCCAUGGAGGAGAGACUCAUCCUCGACAACAGAUACACAGAGCACAGUACUGUUGGUCUGGCCCAGCAGUGGGAUCAGUUAGACCAGCUUGGUAUGAGAAUGCAGCAUAACCUGGAACAACAAAUACAAGCUAGGAACCGCAGUGGCGUGUCAGAAGAUGCCCUCCGGGAGUUCAGUAUGAUGUUCAAACACUUUGACAAGGACAAGAGCGGCAAACUGGACCACCAGGAGUUCAAGUCGUGUUUACGAGCAUUGGGUUAUGACUUGCCAAUGGUGGAGGAAGGUCAGGUUGACCCAGAGUUCCAGGCCUCCAUUCUUGAUAUCGUUGAUCCCAACAGGGAUGGAUAUGUGUCUCUACAAGAGUACAUGGCCUUCAUGAUAAGCCGAGAGACUGAAAACGUCCAGUCUAGUUCUGAGGUGGAACAGGCCUUCCGGGCCCUCACGUCCGGGGAAAAACCUUUUAUUACAAAACAAGAGUUAUACGCAAAUCUUACAAAGGAACAGGCCGAUUUUUAUGCGCGGAUGCGUCCUUAUGUGGACAAGACAGGACGCACCUUGGUGGACGCUUACGAUUACGUGGACUUCACACGAUCUUGUUCAUCAACUAGCUGUCAUAAUAUAGGAGCUCUUCAGCCUCUUAGCUUAUCACUCUAUGCUAUCUAUGUAUACACCAGAUUGCUCUAGCAAACCGAACACACGUAUUGUAAUGUAGACUUUUAGACUUAUUCUGUAACUGUUGACAAGAUAUAACGAAUGAUGAAACUGACCAGUGGGUAAUUCGUAACUGCUGAAGUUGCUGCAACUUAAGAUAUAAGGUGAUGAUGGCUUGUUGCUAAGUAGAAAUAUUUGUCAUCUUAAAGCGUGAAAGAAUGAUUGGUUGUGUAAAGUUCCCAUAUGUAAGAAGGACCUACUGUAAUUGAAUUUGUCGGUUGUUUGAAAACAUGUAUUCUAACCUUGACCGACAAGUAAAAUCUUUCUAGAAUCUAAAAGCUUUCUACAUUGAUAUAUAGCAGCUGUCAUUAGCUCCGUAUCAGCUGUUCAAUGUUAUUCGUCGUUUUGAGAUGUCCGUCAUUCGUGGCUAACAGCUUUCAAAGUAGUGUAGUCAUCUGUAGAUUUAGAAGUGCUGCUUUUUGUCUGAACAUAAUAACUGACCUCUUCUGCUAACUACAUGCACUGGUAUUUUGCUUUUUUAUGGAGGAAAUUGUGAUAAUUCAUAAUUGAUAUGUUCCAUGUUUUUUAUAUUUGAUUUUCUCUUUUUUUAAUGGCGAGGGAAGUGUUGUUGCAUUAGAGGAUUUUGACAAAAACUUUGUUAUGCCAAUUGUGGCAAAAAUAUCAUGUUUCAAAAAUUUUAAUAUUUUACGCGAAAAAAAGUUAAUCUUUCAUCAGGAGUGGGUACAGAAUUUACACAGAGAAGAAAUGUCAAACUUUGAUGAUUUUUCAAAAUUUCAUUGAAUUUUUAAGUGACCACACGUACUUUGGGCUUUACAUUUUUUGAAGCUUUGAACUAUCUUGGACCAAUACUGCAUAGCAAAUGCACGUCACUGCCUGUAAACAUUUAUAUAUACCGUUAGACCUGCCUUUGAAUUAUGGUGAUAAUGUGCUUCCAUAGCAUACCCUUGUGACUGUUCUGUGUCAGCUUUGUCAACGUUAGUGAAUAAACUUAUCUUUUACGUCUACUGUU
Liolophura sinensis is the source of this 8496-nucleotide messenger RNA. Its product is annotated as spectrin alpha chain-like. The record is from RefSeq and is a predicted model, not a curated record. Gene Ontology annotation, molecular function: protein binding; calcium ion binding. Lineage: Eukaryota; Metazoa; Mollusca; Polyplacophora; Chitonida; Chitonidae.